AUGGAUCCAAGAAUCUCCUUUUCAAAUGAUUUUUCUGACACAAAACAGCCAUUUAAGCUUGAAAACAUGUACAGAGAAGCACCUGUUUCUUCUGAUUUUGAGUUCACCGUGAAGAACAGAUGUAUGAUACCAGCAGAUGAGAUGUUCUUUCAGGGGAAGCUGCUGCCAUUGAAGAACAGCUCAAGGAAUCUCUUGGUUAAGACAACUUUAAGAGAUGAGCUGAAAGUGAAUGAAGAUUGUAAUGAUGUUUCAUUUCCAAAGCUCACAAACACUUCUGCAAGCUGCUGGAAGCAGAAAUUUGGGUUCAAAAGUUCUUCAGUAUAA
Cucurbita maxima (winter squash) is the source of this 324-nucleotide messenger RNA. RefSeq lists its product as uncharacterized. The record is from RefSeq and is a predicted model, not a curated record. Bases 1 to 324 code for a protein of 107 amino acids. The transcript has a single exon. Lineage: Eukaryota; Viridiplantae; Streptophyta; Magnoliopsida; Cucurbitales; Cucurbitaceae.